Messenger RNA from Penicillium chermesinum, 1170 nucleotides. RefSeq names its product proteasome regulatory particle base subunit RPT6. Gene Ontology annotation, molecular function: ATP binding; proteasome-activating activity; ATP hydrolysis activity. Gene Ontology annotation, biological process: proteasome-mediated ubiquitin-dependent protein catabolic process. Bases 1 to 1170 code for a protein of 389 amino acids. Gene Ontology annotation, cellular component: proteasome regulatory particle, base subcomplex. The record is from RefSeq and is a predicted model, not a curated record. The transcript has 3 exons. Lineage: Eukaryota; Fungi; Ascomycota; Eurotiomycetes; Eurotiales; Aspergillaceae.
AUGGCGCUGGACAGUUAUUACCGCAAUAAGAUUGAGGGCAUGAAGCUCGAGAUCAUCCAAGGCCAGGCGAUACUAAGACGAUUAGAAGCACAACGCAAUGACUACAACUCUCGGGUUCGUCUGUUGCGGGAGGAGCUCGGCUUACUCCAACAGCCUGGCUCGUACGUGGGUGAGGUGGUCAAAGUCAUGAGCACGAAGAAGGUGCUUGUGAAAGUACAUCCGGAAGGAAAAUACGUGGUGGAUAUUGCAGAUGGCGUGGACGUGGCCAAGCUCACCGUCGGCAAGCGAGUUGCCCUCCUCUCGGAUUCAUACAAGCUGGAAAAGAUGCUGCCCUCUUCCGUCGACCCUCUGGUAUCGCUCAUGAUGGUGGAGAAGGUUCCCGACAGCACAUACGACAUGAUCGGUGGUUUGGACCAGCAGAUCAAAGAGAUCAAGGAAGUCAUCGAACUUGGUCUUAAGCAUCCAGAACUGUUUGAGUCACUCGGUAUCGCGCAACCGAAGGGUGUUCUUCUCUACGGUCCCCCAGGUACUGGUAAAACGUUGCUGGCUCGAGCUGUGGCUCAUCAUACCGCGUGUCGGUUUAUUCGUGUAAGCGGCUCAGAGUUGGUGCAGAAGUAUAUCGGCGAGGGCAGUCGCAUGGUGCGAGAACUCUUUGUGAUGGCACGAGAGCAUGCUCCAAGCAUCAUCUUUAUGGACGAAAUUGAUAGUAUUGGUUCCAGUCGGAUAGACUCUGCUGGAGGCGGUGAUUCUGAAGUGCAACGAACCAUGUUGGAGCUGCUGAACCAGCUGGACGGUUUCGAGCCCACCAAAAACAUCAAAAUUAUUAUGGCGACCAAUCGAUUGGACAUCUUGGAUCCGGCCUUGCUGCGGCCCGGGCGAAUUGACCGAAAGAUCGAAUUCCCCCCACCUUCGGUCGAAGCGCGUGCCGAUAUCCUGCGCAUCCAUUCCCGCUCGAUGAAUCUGACCCGAGGUAUCAACUUGACCAAGAUUGCCGAGAAAAUGAACGGAUGCUCCGGAGCGGAGCUUAAGGGUGUCUGCACGGAGGCAGGUAUGUACGCUCUCCGUGAGCGACGAGUGCACGUCACACAGGAGGACUUCGACUUGGCCACUGCCAAGAUCCUCAACAAGCACGACGAUAAGGAAGUUGCCGUGUCGAAGUUGUGGAAGUGA